Messenger RNA from Cyphomyrmex costatus, 2570 nucleotides. RefSeq names its product reticulon (gene Rtnl1). The coding region runs from base 225 to 1910 and encodes 561 amino acids. The transcript has 6 exons. Gene Ontology annotation, cellular component: endoplasmic reticulum membrane; axon. Lineage: Eukaryota; Metazoa; Arthropoda; Insecta; Hymenoptera; Formicidae. The record is from RefSeq and is a predicted model, not a curated record.
GUUGUUGGUCGACAGCACCAACAACAGCGGCGGCAGGUGGGAGUAGUGCCGCUCCUUGUAUCUGACUUUUAUGGAGAGUAGGGAGCGUCGCGCAAUAUUCCGCGCAACCCAGCGCAACCGACAUCGUGUGGGGAUCGAAGCUCUAACGGCUACUGGCCAAUUCGUGUAGAUCCAGUGAGUCAUCGCCUAGCACGCAAAUCGCUCUUAUCUCUAGUAAACCGAAGAUGGACCCGCGGCGGAUUCAGGACGACGUCCUUCUCAAGAGGGAUCACGAUUCCGUUGACGAUUUUGAGCAUCUCGGCCACGACGGCUCUCCGGACGAGCGUUUGGAGCAGCAGCAGCAGCAGCUUCACCAUCAACAAUCACCACCAGCUCAGCCAAUUGACACGCCACGUGUCGACGAUCUACUGCACAUCGGUGAUUCCUUUCAGCCGUUGGACUCGUUAUUGCCCAGCGCGCUUCUUGACACCGAAGCAAAACCCGUACCGGCGACCCCGCCGCCUUCCGCGGACUUCGACAAGUGCGCGGCCAUGGCGCAGUCGUCGGAUCCUUUCCAGCAGCCGCUGGACCCGGUCGAUUCCAAGCAAGUCAGCAUGACAUUCGUCGAGAUCGAGCGAUCCUAUCAACAACGACUUCAUGAUCACGACGACGUAUACUAUGACGAUGACAACGAGCAGGAAGAGAUACUUCUCCAACCACCGUUGUUAUCGACCUCGACUACGGCUAUUCAACCUGACCCUCUCCUGUCAUCGUCGAUGAAAGCUGUUGACAGCAAAGCUCCGUUCGAGGAGCGCGAGGAUACAUUGUUCACCGAUUAUGGGAAACGUGAUGUCAUUCCGUUGAGUAGUUCCAAUACCGAUGAUUUUAUGCAAAACAUCAGAUCGUCGAUGCUGCCGGCACCGGAAAAAUCACCUCUCAUUGACUUUCUCGGUGAAUCGGACAGUGAAUCAUCGAGGGAGAACAAAUUUAAGAGUAUUACGGAUGAUGACUCAUGGAACGUGAUGGAGAAAAUAGACACGAAGCGGGAGGCAUUCGAACCGCCAACGAAACCGCUGCCUCCAUUACCUAGGGAAGCGCAGCUCCUCGAGAAGGCACAUCAGGACGUGUACGAAACAUCGAGUGACUUCUUAAUCGCGGAGACUACAAAACCGUCACAGCCGCCAGCCGAUUCGAAGAAGGAGAGUAUCAAACGGCGCGAAAUACCAAAACCCAAAGAAACCGUCUCCUCUCGUCCAACUAGCAAGAAGCAAGAAAUCGAAAUCGCACCAAAGGAAAUAUUCCGAGAUAUGGGAUUAGAUGCAUGGUUUAAUCCUGAAAGACUGAAUCCAAAAGUGGCAGCUCUGAUAUACUGGCGCGAUCCAAAAAAAUCGGGAGCUGUGUUCGGCACGAUACUGGGCGUGCUCCUGUCAUUGGCCUAUUUUAGUUUGAUUAGCGUCCUGGCUUAUGUGUCCCUUACCGUUCUUAGCGGUACCAUUCUUUUCCGUAUCUACAAAACUGUUCUUCAAGCAGUCCAGAAGACCUCGGACGGUCAUCCAUUUAAAGACAUUCUUGAUCUGGAUCUGACAUUACCAGCCGAGAAAGUGCAUGAAGUUGCAGAUGUUGCAGUUGCACAUGCUAAUGCAGCUGUUACUGAACUGCGCAGACUUUUCCUCGUUGAAGAUUUCAUCGAUUCUCUUAAAUUUGUCGUUUUGUUAUGGUGUCUCACUUACGUUGGUUCUUGGUUCAAUGGCAUGACUCUUAUUAUAAUCGGAGUGGUUGCUCUCUUCACACUGCCUAAGGUUUAUGAAACGAAUCAGGAGCAGAUCGAUCAAAAUUUGGCCUUGGUACAGACAAAGAUCAGUGAAAUUACCACUAAAGUGAAGGCGGCAAUCCCUCUUGGCAAAAAGACUGAGCCAAUGAAGGAAGAAUAAGAAAAAGUCAGAAUGGCAACAAUCCAACGAACAGCUGAGUCAGCAAAUAUAGAAAGGAUUAAGUUAGAAGUAAACGAAAGAAACGUGAAAAAUGAAAGAAGAGUUUGAAAGCGCGUGCAAGAAAACUAAUAUACGAUCGAAGAGGAUACUUGCAUUAUGAAAACGAGGAUUGAACCUUGUAAUCAUGCGGGAGAUGGGAAUUAUUAACGGUGAGUUUUUUGCGAGAGCUUGGCCAUUCGGAGAAGAAUAUCAAUUUUUUGAGAUUGGUAAGGAUCGUGCACGCGUACAUCGACAUUCUAAUCACGAAAGCAAUUCUUAUUGAGGAAGUAAACACCGCGAGCGAAGAAAGAAAAAGAAAAAUAACACUUAGUAACUAAUUAAUCGUUUAUUAUUACGGUAAAAAGCGACGGCAUGGUUUUAACCAGCAAACAAUGCAAUGUACGCGGGGCUGCUUUCAAGGAAUCAGCCCUUCGUCUCUCCCUUCCUUCUUUUUCGUCGUACUAUUUGACAAAUGUGUUUUAUGGUUAUCAUAAACUUCGUGUUUUGAUCUAUUCGAUGAUGUCGUUUGUUUUUCUCUUCGCGAAGAGAGAGAAGUAUAAAAGCAAACGAGAAAAUAAAAAAGUAGAAUGAAUGUUUUAUGAAUAUGUGAGAGAGAAUGAA